Messenger RNA from Scheffersomyces coipomensis, 711 nucleotides. RefSeq names its product ethanol metabolism protein. Bases 1 to 711 code for a protein of 236 amino acids. NCBI's taxonomy places the organism in Eukaryota, Fungi, Ascomycota, Pichiomycetes, Serinales, Debaryomycetaceae. The transcript has a single exon. The record is from RefSeq and is a predicted model, not a curated record. Gene Ontology annotation, cellular component: mitochondrion; cytoplasm; membrane.
AUGAUAACGACAGGAUUUUUAUUUGGAAGUGGAGAUAUGUUAGCUCAAACUUUAUUCAAAUCACCUAUUAGUAAUGUUGAUGGUAGUUCUGAAUCAUUUGAUUAUUCUCGUUUCUUAAGAGCCGUGGUUUAUGGAUCAAUCAUAUUUGCUCCAAUUGGAGAUAAAUGGUAUAAAUUAUUAAAUAAGAUAAAAUUCCCAACAAAGGCAUUGACAAAGGGGAAAGAAGGACUCAAUAAAGAAUUACCUCAAUUCAAAGAACAUGUGCUUCCAAUUAAACAAAAACCAAGUGUGAAGGAUACCCUAUUACGAGUUUCAUUUGAUCAAUUGAUAUUUGCUCCAUUUAUAGGAAUACCAUUAUAUUAUUCGAUGAUGACAAUAUUUGAAAAUUUAGAAUCAACUUUUACAAAUACUAGUAUUACGACAGAUGAUUCAAUUUUGAAUGUUAUUAUUCAUAAAAUGAAUGAGAAUUGGUGGAAUACAUUACGAUCGAAUUGGUUAAUUUGGCCUAUAUUCCAAUUAUUUAAUUUUUAUCUUAUUCCAGUUCAAUAUCGAUUAUUAGUGGUUAAUAGUUUAAGUAUUGGAUGGAAUUGUUAUUUAAGUUAUGUAUUAAAUCGUAAAGAUUUAUUAAUGAUACAAGGAGGAGGUGGAGAGGGAGGACCUGGAGGACUGAUAAUAGAAGCGCUGGUUAAUGAUGAUGGAAUGGUUUAUUGA